GCAAAAUAUAUGUCGUACAGGGAUGAUUUAAUUCUAAAAAUAAAGACACGUACAUUUUCCGAAAAUCAUUCAGUUUGCAAUUGAAACCAAUCAAGUAGUCUUGGGUAAUUACAGGACGAACUAUACUCGAAAGAUUAUUUUUGGCUGACAAAAAGAUGCCAAAACAUCGGAAUGCUUCACUAGAAGCGAAGUUUGAAUAUCGACGAGAACAUCCUGACAAAUUUCGGUAUGUUUGCAAAACAUGCGUUCCUGAACGUCGUUUCGAGCUUAUCGAACACAAAAACAGCCACGAUAGAAAAAAACAUGGAAGUCUGAUACCAGCGACAACACAUUCUUUUGCAUAUUCAUUGCCACAAUCACUUCCAACUUCCAGCGUCUCUGCUUGUUCUCCAACUUUGAGCUCCAUUUCAGCGACGGAACUAAACUUAUUCGUCCAAAUGGAAAUAGAACCAGACACGGCUUAUAACCAAAGCUGUAAAGCCGUGGUCGAUCGACUCUGUCAGUUUAUGCAAAACAACUUUCCAGAUCAAUUAAGGCCUUCAGAAGUUAGAAAGAGUGGGUCACUAGGAAAAGGAACGGCAGUUAAAGGGAAGUCGGACGCCGAUCUUGUUGUUUUCCUAGCAAAUUUUCGUACCAUGUCAAAUCUACAAGACAAUCUAAGGGAUAUUUUAGCUCGAAUGAGAGUGCACCUCGGUACAUACGGUGGGUGUGACGUUGAAGGUACAACAUUGCACGCAGUGAAGGUCUCCGUUAAUUGUCAUGGUCACUCUCACAGUGUCGACAUACUUCCAAGUGCUGAUAUCCUAAAAUACAAUUCAAAGAAUGCCAUUUAUGCAGAAAUGGCGUCCUCUUCUCCUGCUGCAAGAGAAUACUACUCUGCUGCCCUCGCACCACUUCAAGUCGACUUUGUCUCUGGGGUUCCAACAAAAGUCAAGACAUUAAUUCGAUUGAUCAAAUACUGGAGAAAAACAGAAUUUGAGGAAAGUACAGGUCUUCAGAGAUUACCAUCGUCCUACCCACUGGAACUGAUAGUCAUCGGGGAAUGGGAAGAUGCUGGUAGACCACAAAACUUUAAUCUCUGCAAAGGAUUCUACCACGUAUUGAGAGCAAUUGCUCACUACAGGAGUCUGAAGCACGCAUGGACUAUAAAUUACCAAUCCAACCAUGUCAGCAGUGAUGAAUACUAUGUGGUUGACCCUGCAAAUCCUUUCAACAACGUCAUGAAAGCCUGUAAUUGCUGGGACAUUGUUGCAGAGAAAGCAAGGGAAUAUUUGCAAAAGCCAUUGUUCCGACAAUGUUCUAAUUUGGACGGCUGGGUGUAAACACAUCAACCAUUUAAAUCUUCAGAGAUAAACCCUCGCAAAUUUGGAGAAUAUUUUAACUGUUAAUUAGUUGUAAAGAAUUCUUCAAUCAAAAAACUUAAACAACGCCUUAGUUUACACUUGACAUUUUUUGCGUGUUACUGUUAAAUUUAGAAACAUUAAAACCUUAAAAAAAACUAUAUAUUAACUGAUUUUUUUUUUGUUUGUAGUGGAGAUAAUUUAGUCAGUUGUAACAUCACUUGCAAUAAAUUGCUUACCAUAAAUAAAUUGAAAACUUACUUAUUUAAUCAAAUUUCUUGAUUAUAUAUUAACACUAUAAUGAUAUGCUAAAAAAGUAAAUAUAAAUGUACUGAAAGGUGGGCUUUUUUAAUGUGCAGUU
This is a messenger RNA of Magallana angulata, 1701 nucleotides long. RefSeq names its product 2'-5'-oligoadenylate synthase 3-like. NCBI's taxonomy places the organism in Eukaryota, Metazoa, Mollusca, Bivalvia, Ostreida, Ostreidae. Gene Ontology annotation, biological process: regulation of ribonuclease activity. Gene Ontology annotation, molecular function: 2'-5'-oligoadenylate synthetase activity; double-stranded RNA binding. Gene Ontology annotation, cellular component: cytosol; nucleoplasm; membrane. The record is from RefSeq and is a predicted model, not a curated record. The coding region runs from base 156 to 1322 and encodes 388 amino acids. The transcript is spliced from 6 exons.